Messenger RNA from Desarmillaria tabescens, 2191 nucleotides. RefSeq lists its product as uncharacterized. NCBI's taxonomy places the organism in Eukaryota, Fungi, Basidiomycota, Agaricomycetes, Agaricales, Physalacriaceae. The transcript has 3 exons. The record is from RefSeq and is a predicted model, not a curated record. The coding region runs from base 290 to 1942 and encodes 550 amino acids.
CCUUGAUCGGUCAACACCAGCAGGUCUAGAGGUCCACCUCCACAGCGUAAUACUCGGAGCCCGUGGGGUUCCCUAGCGACGCCAGGGGAUCACGUAGGUCAUUCUGAUGCAAAGUACACAGUCAUUAAUACCACACCCAGGCUGACGGGCCACAAAAUAUCGAUUCUCUGCUGUUCACCUUCAUAUGACUCUGAUUCCCGUGCCUUUUUCACGGAUUCAGCCACAAUCAGAUCCACAAGACGCUAGUCUCCGAUUCUGAAACACUUGGAUUUCCUUUUAGUCAGCACACAUGUCUUUUGCUGGCCCAAGCAACCUGCCUACAGCCAUCGGCACUCCGGCUUUCUUUCCCCGCUUAUUGGCCAACAUCCAGGAAGCCACAUUUGGCGCUGGGAUACCUGUGGACAUCGUCAUCUUGCAAUCGAUUCUUCUCUGUUUCAUUUCGGGGGAUAAACACCUUAUCCUUCGUGCUUCUGAGGAAGACAUACCUCAUGUCCAGAGAAUUGCUGCGACGAUCCUCUCCUCUCUUUUUGGUAUUGUGACCCACAAACUGCGCAUACGUAGAUCAGAUCCUGAGCCCCGACAUCCCGCUUUCCGGCAGACAAUCGCGAGCUCAUUUCUCCGGUCAUUAUUCCUACCAGGAACGCCAUCGUCUAGUUCGACUCUGAGUUCUAUAGAUGAUACCGGUAUCUCAGGAGGAUCAGCCUGUAAGACAGAGAAAUGUCGUUCCGGCUCGCGCAGUACCACAAAACGUAGAUCUAAGCGCUAUUCCCGUUCUUCUUCCUUUGCAAACGACUUGGUUAAUGCUCAAUCAUUGUCACCAACCUCCACCAACUCUGAUGUACAUGAAGACAAAGUCCUUUCUGUCCCUUCCACCAUCAGUGGCAAAGAAGCUACAGCGGCAUCAAAUCCUUUCGCUCCCGGACAUUCACCUCACUCUCCCACAUUCGUCCAUUCGUUCCUUGACUCGGCGCCUUUUCAGGAAUCAAGAGACUUGAAGUUCUCGCAAAUUCCCAAUGCUGUUGUGCUUUCAGGACUGGAGAAUGCCAGCCUUCCUUCUCAAAGAGCGCUAAUAAAAGUCUUGGCAGAGAAGCGCGUGGUGCUUGAUUCCCAGGAAACCGAAGUGGAGAGGUCUUCGACCCAUGGGAGGGAAAUGAAACAGCCAAUAGGCGCGGAUUCCUCAUAUGAUGAUCUUGAGGACGAGGAGAUGGACGGCGUAUGGAACCUCCCGGAUGGAUUCAUGCUAAUCUACGUGUGUCCGAUGAAUACCAGAGAACGGCCCGCGAUUCACAAGAAUCUGUUAGACCACUUUGCCAUGAGUGCAACAGUCAGUCUGACAGCUGACGUUCGCGCACUUUGCAAGCACCCGCACCUCACUCCCGUACUCGGUCCCACGCCAAUACCCCAGUCCCUCAUCCAUGAUCUCCAUGCAUAUUACCAUCACACUCACUUUCCCGCGCGUCUGAAGCUGUAUCUCUCUGACUUGUUCACAACCGCAAGACACCACCACGAGCUCGACGGGAUGUGGUUGACAGCCCGCUCUAUGCGGGACGCUGAGGAUCUGGCUCGGGCAAGUCGUGUAUUAGGCUGCGAUCCCACGGGUAUGGAACUUGUUCGUGAGACUGCCGCCUUGGGGGAAACUUCUACACACGCAGAUGAAGGGGAAGAAGACAAAUUCUUUGAUGUGAUGGAUGAGAUAUCCUGGGACGGCGCCAUAGAUCUGGAUCGCUUGGAAGAGACAGAAAAACCUAUUCCUGUGCUCGAUGUGUCUGAAGCCGAUAUUGCGAGGAUUGUGCCCCGAGUGAUGACUCAUCGGCUGAGGGUCAGGGAUAUGGAUGAUGAAAUAUUCUAUGGUGUCAUGUCCGGGGCGGUGUUUAUGUCUGCGAAUAAUGAUGAGAAGCCGACUGUCAAGAGCAUACUGGUGCAGAUACUAGCGGAAGUUUAAUUUGGAUAUUGGAAUUGUACUCAUUUUCGCUGUUUAGUAAUUACUCAGCUCACUUAUAGAGGCAUGUCUUGGAAGAUGUAAUCUCAAGUCUAGGUCAAUAUACACAGUACUAAGAGGCACUAUAGAAGCAUAGGCAGAUGUCCUGACAUAUUUUCGUUUGCCGAUUGUCAGGGUUGUCUAUAGGUGGAGACGAAGAUAUCGCCACUUGUAAAUUGGAUGUCCUUUCGUUUUUCCCUUCAACGAUCGAUU